AUGGCGAGCGCGAACGGGAGCAGCGGCGGCGGCGGCAAGGGGUUCGAGGUGCCCAAGGUGGAUAUCAGGUUCACCAAGCUCUUCAUCGGCGGCAAGUUCGUCGACGCCGUCUCCGGUACGUACGCCGCCCAGUCCCUUCCUCUCCAGUCUCCACCCUGCCCGCCCAUGGUGGACGCGAUUUUAUCUUCCCUGCCAGUGCCGUCUAGGUUCACCGUACCGGUGCAGAAGCAGAAUCCGAUGGCAACGAUAUACACUAGCUAG
This is a messenger RNA of Miscanthus lutarioriparius, 261 nucleotides long. Lineage: Eukaryota; Viridiplantae; Streptophyta; Magnoliopsida; Poales; Poaceae. The record is from the annotation of a GenBank genome assembly.